ACAGGGGGAGGCAUAUGCAACAGCAUGUUGCGUCUAUACUUCACUUUCGCAGCACUGACCUGGUGUGUGGACUCAGUUGGGGGGUUCAGUAACGGGAAGGUGGGUGUAGCCUGCGGAGACAUGACACCUCAGCACGGCCACGAGCCCAGACCAGAGCCUCCUCCAUACAUGGUCAGUGUGGACAAAUCCACAUUCAGUCCUGGUGAAAACAUCACAGUUUCUUUGCAAGUGGCUUCUUCUGACCCCACGUUCUUCAGGGGGUUCCUGAUGGAGGCACGGGAUGCUGGGAAAUUGGACUUCCCAGCAGUAGGAUUCUUCAUCCUGACGGACCCUCAUCAGUCCCAGCUUCUACAGUGUGGCCACACUCAGGGAUCUGGGCUGAGCCACAAGAGUAACACAAAAAAGACGCAGGUCCAGGCAGUGUGGGAAUCACCAGAGAAACCUCCACAAAGAGUCCAGUUUCUUGUGACAGUGGUGCAUGACUAUAAGGUUUACUGGGUGAAGAUGGCAGGUCCUGUGGUGUCACUGAGAGGAGUGACUGUUGCUCCAUCCACAAAUGCUCCUCCUCAAACCACCAGCCCCACUGCUCUGUCCACACAGUUUAGUUCAGUGGGGUGUGGCCAAAGCAAAUCUUGCCUCAGAGACCCAGUGGGCUGUCACCCAGAGUCAGAUCCCCACUGUUUCUUCUUGUCGUUUACCACUGAUGAAGCAGGACAGAGUGUAAUGUUUGAACUCAGUGGGCCUACUGAUGGUUACAUGUCCUUUGCCCUGUCCCACGACAAAUGGAUGGGGAAUGAUGACGUCUAUCUGUGCGUGAAUGAUGGAGGCAGUGUUUCCAUCAGUGCUGGAUAUGUCUCUGGACGAACUCACCCUGAGCUAGCAACAGAAGCGGCUCUGUGGGGGCGGGCCUGGAGGCUGGUCGACGGAGUCAUCCAGUGUCGUUUCCACAGAAGUAUCCACCUACAUAACAGAUUCAACCUAAACCAGAGCUACUUCCUGUUUCUGGCCCAUGGUAGAUCCCGCCAGGGUUCGAUCUACAAACACUAUCAUCAACCUCUCAUCUCCACCAUUCAGAAGGUGAUUACUGGGCUUCCGGAGGAUCUAAGUGGCUCGCGCUCGCCCCUGCUCAUCAAGUACCAUGGUGUGUUCAUGCUGACUGCCUGGAUGUGGAUAGUGAGCACAGCCGUCCUCAUUGCUCGCCACUACAAAGACUUUUGGCCUGACACCACAGUGCUGGGACAAAGGCUCUGGUUUCAGCUCCAUCGAACCAUGAUGGUCUUGGCUGUUGUCCUAACUAGUGCAGCCUUCACUCUGCCUUUCAUAUACAGGAGGGGGUGGAGUAAGGCUGCAGGCUCUCACCCUUACAUAGGCUGCACCGUCAUGGCUCUGUCUAUCAUCCAGCCAAUUAUGGCAAUUCUCAGACCAGUACCAGAUUCCCCACGGAGGAUCAUCUUCAGAUGGCUACACUUUGGAGCAGGCACUGCUGCCCAGAUACUUGCCACAGUGUGUGUAUUCCUGGGUGCUGCACAGCAGGCGCUGCUAUUACCCAGUCCCUGGUCUCCUGCAGUGCUGACUGGAUGGUUGCUGUGGAUCAUGCUGGUAGACCUGCUGCUACUAAUCCACCAGUCCAGACUCAGAGGCAAAAGCAGCAGCGAUGACAAAGAGAAUAUUUUGUUUGCUCAGCUUGACAGACUGCAGCAUGGAGAGGUUUCCAAAGUCAAGAAGAUGGUGUUAGUUGUGUUCCUGAUUGGAAAUACUGGUUUCCUGGCUGCAUUUAUUAAAGCUAUUGCAAGCUUAUAAUUGGAUAAAUGAUCCCUAUACAGGUAUGAACUGUUGUGUAAUUGAGUGUUAUUAAGUCGUGGUUUUAUUGAUGUCAUUGAUAUUUGUUGAUAGAUUCUCACA
This is a messenger RNA of Paralichthys olivaceus (Japanese flounder), 1902 nucleotides long. RefSeq names its product ferric-chelate reductase 1b (gene frrs1b). Gene Ontology annotation, cellular component: membrane. Lineage: Eukaryota; Metazoa; Chordata; Actinopteri; Pleuronectiformes; Paralichthyidae. The record is from RefSeq and is a predicted model, not a curated record.